Molecule: messenger RNA, 930 nt
Organism: Corythoichthys intestinalis (scribbled pipefish)
Lineage: Eukaryota; Metazoa; Chordata; Actinopteri; Syngnathiformes; Syngnathidae
Product: serine/threonine-protein phosphatase 2A catalytic subunit beta isoform-like
Exons: 7
Coding region: 1-930 (309 amino acids)
Biological process (GO): mitotic cell cycle
Cellular component (GO): cytosol
Molecular function (GO): protein serine/threonine phosphatase activity
Source: RefSeq, a predicted model, not a curated record
AUGGAUGACAUGUCAGUCAACAAAGAGCUGGACAUGUGGAUUGAACAGCUUUACGAGUGCAGGCAGCUCAAGGAAAAUCAAGUCCAAGAACUAUGUGAAAGGGCAAAGGAGAUCUUGCGAAAGGAGUCCAACGUGCUGGAGUUGAGCUGUCCCGUGACAGUUUGUGGAGAUGUUCACGGUCAGUUUUAUGACCUGAUGGAGCUUUUUAAGAUAGGUGGGAAGCCCCCAGACACCAAUUACCUCUUCAUGGGAGACUAUGUGGAUAGAGGCUAUUAUUCAGUGGAGACAGUGACACUCCUUGUUUGUCUAAAGGUCAGGUUUCGGGAAAGAAUCACCAUUCUGAGAGGGAACCAUGAGACGAGACAGCUCACACACGUGUACGGCUUCUACGACGAGUGUUUGAUGAAAUAUGGAAACAGCAACGUUUGGAAGUACUUUACUGACCUUUUCGAUUAUCUGCCCUUGACUGCUCUGGUAGAUAACCAGAUUCUAUGUCUCCAUGGAGGAUUGUCUCCUUCAAUAGUCACGCUGGAAAACAUCAGAGCGAUAGAUCGCUUGCAGGAAGUUCCGCAUGAGGGUCCAAUGUGUGAUUUGUUAUGGUCUGAUCCAGACGAUCACUAUGGAUGGGACAUUUCUCUCCGUGGAGCUGGUUACACCUUUGGGCAGGACAUCUCAGAGACUUUUAACCACGCGAACAGUCUUACUUUGAUUUCACGAGCUCACCAGCUGGAGAUGGAGGGCUUCAGCUGGUGUCAUGACAAAAAUGUCGUGACGAUCUUCAGCGCACCAAACUAUUGCUAUCGAUGUGGGAACAAGGCAGCGAUCAUGGAACUUGAGGACACGCUGAAAUGCUCCUUCCAACAGUUUGACCCUGCUCCCCGCAAACAAAAGCCCCAUUUUUCCUGGCCAUCUCCAGACUACCUCCUCUGA